Molecule: messenger RNA, 2842 nt
Organism: Hyla sarda
Lineage: Eukaryota; Metazoa; Chordata; Amphibia; Anura; Hylidae
Product: ficolin-1-like
Exons: 9
Coding region: 314-1312 (332 amino acids)
Source: RefSeq, a predicted model, not a curated record
GCUGUGAUUGGUCACUGUGGAAAAAUCACUCCACUUUUUAUAGCCAUAGACUCCACCAAUGUGAUCACAUGUCAUGGAUUUAACGGUCAAAAACAAGGAAUUCCACCACAUUGGACGCUACGAGUUAAGUUUGCAGAGAAAACAACCAAGGCCUAUAUAUUGUAAUAAGUCUUUGGGGAGUAUUUUGCAAGGACGUGUCUGGACUUGUCUACCACUCCUUUGGGACAAACAGUGGGGGUCACAUGGCCUAUAUAUAAGUGAAGGUCUUAGCUACAGAUUUAUUUGGAAAGUGCAGAAGUGCAGACUGGGUUGAAUGAAAUUUCAAAAUUUCUUUACCAUGUGCGUGUUACCACUAAUCCUACUCGGAAUGUUUUCCAGGCUCUGUAGCAGUGAUCAAUCAUGUCCGGAAGUGAAAGUUUUGGGGAUUGGGGACUCAGACAAAUUGACAAUUCUUAGAGGCUGUCCUGGUCAUCCCGGCCUUCCAGGUCAAAAAGGAGAUGUUGGGACUCUGGGAGAAAAAGGGCAAAAGGGAUCUGUGGGGGAGCCAGGAAAAGUCGGACCCCCAGGCGUAAAAGGAGAAAGAGGAUUUGUGGGGGAACCAGGAAAGGAUGGACCUGCAGGACAAAAAGGAGAGAAAGGAGAAAGUGGUGUGAGUGAGGGAGGCUAUGCUGUCAGGAACUGCAAAGAAAUCCAGAACCAGGGGGCAGUGCUCAGUGACUGGUACACCAUAUACCCGGAUGGCAGCCAGCCCCUGAAGGUCCUGUGUGAUAUGGACACCGAUGGAGGGGGGUGGAUUGUAAUACAGAGACGUUGGGACGGGUCAGUGGACUUCUUCCGUACUUGGGAUGCUUAUAAGAAAGGGUUUGGAAGUCGGCUAAAUGAAUUUUGGCUGGGAAAUGAUAAUAUUCAUCAAAUAACUUCAACAGGCACAUGGGAAUUACGUGUUGAUCUACAAGAUUUUGAAGGUAAAAAGGUGUUCGCCAAGUAUUCAAACUUCAAAGUCUUGGAUGAAUCUGAGAAAUAUGCAUUAAUAAUAGGAUCCUUUCAGGGAGGAACUGCAGGAAAUUCUAUGGGAGGUCUAAGCAACACCAAGUUUAGUACUAAAGAUGAAGACAACGACACUUUUGAGACCAGCAGCUGUUCCCGAGCACAUAAAGGUGGCUGGUGGUAUAUGAAAUGUCACAAAGCUAACCUGAAUGGAUUAUACCACCGAGGAGAGCACACAUCCAAUGCAGAUGGCAUCAACUGGUAUUCUGCAAGAGGGUAUAACUACUCAUUCAAGCAGGCAGAAAUGAAGAUUAGGGCGGUUUAAAAAUAAAAUGCUCACCUGAUGGAAUUAUUCUAAAGGCCACAACAAUAGAUAGGUUAUGUUCACACAAUGGAAUAUCGGUGCAGAAUUCCACAGAAAAAUUCCACAUGGACAUUCUGCAGCAGCAAAGUUCCAUUGAUUUCGCUGUGCACACAAUGGAAUUUCCGCUGCAGAUGUUUCUGCUGCGGAAAUUCCGAUUUGGGAGUCCACAGAAAGAAUAGACAUGUCUAUUCUUUCUGCGGAGUCUGCACUGUAAUGGAUUGCUGUCUAUGAGAGAGCGCAUUGCCGAGCGGUCUUAGCACUGCCAUAUUCUGCUGGUGCUCCGCUGUCGGUGAAAUGUCUGCAUAACAGAUCAAUCCCACUGGGGAGAACAGGAUCCCAACAAUUGCAGCAAUGAGUCCCAGAUCAACAUCCAUGGAAGUGAAUGUGAGUCCAAAGGAAAAGUGGAAAAAACAACAGCUGUAUCGCAAAUUGCGCAAAAUUAAAGAAGGGACACGGUAAAGUGAACUAAAAAUAACAAACUUGGAUUCAUUAUUGUGUCCAAUAUAAACACUUUUCAGAGACAUUCGUCUCCUCCCACAAGGCAUUAUGGGGGAAAUUUAUCAAAACCUGUGCAGAGGAACAUUUGCUGAGUUGCCCAUAGCAACCAAUCAGGUCGCUUCUUUCAUUUUGCAGAGGCCUUGUUAAAAAUGAAAGAAGUGAUUUGAUUGGUUGCUAUGGGCAACUCAGCAACUUUUCCUCUAGACAGGUUUUGAUAAAUCUCCCCCAAUGUCCACACACAUACAGCUAUUGUUGGCGCCUCUAGGUCUACAAUAUGGCGCCAACUAACAAUACUAAAAUGUAUCUAGACAUAUGGGGGGACAUGUAUCAAAGAAUUUACACAGUUUUUGUGUGUAAAUUCUUGCGCAAAAUUUUGCGCAAGCUGUUUUUUGCGUCUUUUUUUUGCGUACAUUCUGAUAGAGCAUUUCCUCCUGAUGUCGCGAUAUGGGGUACCUUGGAGUGACAUCUAUAGUAGGCAGGGAUUUUUUAACUGCGUACUUUUCCUUUACACCUCAAAUUUUCCGCAAGUAACUUUUAUUUGAACGCAAAUAUAAGCCGUCUUGGACUGCACUUAGCGAGAUGCUCUAAAUCAUCCGUCAUUUUUCAGAGCGGAUUGCGGAGAUUACUCUGCUUCUGCCGCUAGUCAGAUUAUCUCUGUGAUACUUAAAAUCUUUCCAUGUACCUUUUAAUAACAAUGUAAUGAUUAUGGACACUUGUGAUCACCCGGCUGCAGGACUUUAUAGGACUACUAUUCCCAUCAUGGACAGACUCUGCCCAUGAUGGGAGUUGUAGUCCAGGGGCAGAUCGCAGCAGAUCAUUCUGCAGAGACCCUCUGCAAUCCGCAUUUACUAACUUAAAAAGUCAGCGGCACAUGCGGCUACACUGCGCUCCCCGCGGCUCCUGUAUACACGGUCAUAAUUCAUAAUUCCCGCCUCAUGGAUACAGGAGCUCUGAUUGGUCAAUAGCUAUCCACCAAUCAGAGCUCCCCUCUCC